AUGGUUCGGUUCCGCGUGCCUCCGAAACGAGCCAGAGCAUCAGUCCGUAGCGACGCGUCCCCGGCGCAAGUCGCUGUCAUGACUUUCGUUCUGUUUUGUGGUUUUCGGCCGAGUGCCGUGGUGCAUUAUGGAUUCACGGUCCUGUGUCUGCUCUUUGUUCUUCUGGUGUCGUGUCCAGUUCGCUGCCAGGAGACACUGACAAAUCGGAUGCGUGUGAUCAGCGAGGAUCUGGACCGGCAGCUGAAUGAUAUCAUGGCAUCGCAGAGUCUCAACUACACGACAAUGAACACGACCAAGCUGCUCUACAACGCCACCACGAAGUUCAACCCCAAGGGCAUGGGCCAGCUGUACAACGUGACCAACAUGUUCAUCGACUUCGUGCAGAGCAAGCAAGCAUAUCCCGAGGGAAUGUUCACUGUCGUGGACGGAACGCCGACCUUUCAGUACACCUUGUCCUCGUGGAAGAUCAUCGCCACGCAUUACGGUGGAUUAGCCGGUCUAACCUUGGUCGGACUCCUCCUAGCCGCCAUUUUACCUUGCGUGGGCUUUUUAUUCUGUUGCUGCAGGUGUGCUGGCCAUUGCGGUGCCAGGAAUCAACCGUUCGAUAAGAAACACGAUCAUUGUAGGAAAGUGAUGCUGAGCAUGGUGCUCAUGGCGGUCGCUACCAUUAUACUGUUCGGCGUGGUCUGCGCCUUCGUGACGAACGAGUACAUGCAAGACGGGACCAAGGAGUUUCCUCAUAACAUGAGGGUCAGCCUGAAAGACGUGAAACUGUAUCUGAGCAGCACGAAGGAGGAGAUCAAUUACAGCCUCAAGACUAAUUUCGACGAGCUGGAGAUUAAUCUGAACAACAUCCUCCAGGCCAGCGGCAGAAUUGUCACUGAACAACUCGCAGAGUACUCCCACGCGGUCUCGUUGACUAAUCUAAGCGACAUUGUGGCUAGCUUGGAGUCCAUUAAGGAGGAUCUCAAGAUCAUGCAUACGAUCACUCGCGAUCUAAGGACGAAUGCUAGCAAGCUGGACAUCGUUGUACGAGGCGUUAAGAACAAUCUGCUCCACACUCUCGCUGCUUGCAAGAGCCGAUAUUGCGAGGAGGUGCUGCACAUUUUCAACGUGAAUCAGAUGUCGGUUCAAGUAGACUUCGACAAGUACAUGGACCGAUACUUCCCCAAGUUGCCAAACGUCACGUCCGCCCUGCGCAAUAUCACCAUGCUGUUGGAGAGCAACAUCGUGUCGGAGGUGAGCCAGGGUAAGGAGUCGUUCCUGAAGAUUCAGGAGGACAUCCAACACGCCGUGAAUCAGACCAUUCCCAUGGUCAGCGCGAGCAUCGGGAGAGCCGGGGACUUUCUGGGGAUUCUCGCGAAGAACAUGACAAUGCUCAUCGAUAGGAUAAACGGCGACAUAGACAAGUCGUACAUGAAAGACCUGGAUGUCGCGCAAUCGCAUAUCGAUCAGUAUUCGCCGUACAGGUACUAUCUUGGUCUUGGAAUAUCCGGGAUUCUGUUAAUGAUCUUCAUAUGUCUAACCUUCGGCCUCUUCUGUGGCAUUUAUGGCAAGCGUCCAGACGGUUAUGGAGACGACUGCUGCAACAAGGGGUCUGGAGCACGAUUUCUUAUGAUGGCUGUUUGGAACAUCUUUCUUUUAACGAGCGUUCUGAUGGUGAUCACCGUGGUGCACAUGAUCGUCGGCGUUCUGGUGCAGAGAGCAGUUUGUGAGCCGUUAAAGAAUCCGCAGGAUAACAGGAUGUUUGCCUUGGUCGACGAAGUCGUUCAGAUCAAGAAGAUGCUGUACCCUGACAACCCUAAUGCCGAUAUCAAUAUGAGCUAUAUAGUCACACACUGUCAUCGGAACGAAACGCUGUAUAAAGUACUGAAGCUGGAAAACAUCUUCGACGUGGGCACCUUGCGCGAGUAUGCCGGCCGAUACGACAUAAACAACACUAUUCAGCAGUUGCGUCGCAAGAUCAGUCUUUCACCGGGCGUAGUCAUCCUGAGGAACAGCGCGAAAUCGAAACUGCACGAUCUCGCGCGAAGCGGCCUCAGUGAUAUCAAGUUCUAUCAAUACAUGGAGAUUCUCGAGGAUAAUAUCACGAACAUUAAUCUGCUACAUCUAGCGCACGAAUUGUUCAUUAUAGCGAGUAAGCUGGGCGACGAUGGACAAGAGGACAUUCGUCACAGUGUGCAGAAUAACCGGAUUGAGUUAGAACAUAUUCAUCACCAGUUGGUGAGACCUAUGGCAAUGCUCAGUGAACAAUUAGUCGCGAGAGCUAUGGCGCUCGAGGAAAAGAUAAGGUUUAACCACAGUUCCAUGGCGGAAGCCAUUCACAAUCUCGUGGACGAAGUGACAAAGGCGCAGCAGUUCUUGAAUAAAGACGGGCCAGAAUUCGUACAGCAACUGGCAACCAAAUUCGGAAACGCUUUCCUGCGUCAAGUCGACGAUUUCCUCGAUCAAGUUACCGAUAGUGCGCUGUUCAAGGUAGGAAAAUGUGGUCCCGUUUCGAAUGCAUAUGACGCCGCACUGGUCGCAGGAUGCAACAAGAUCUUAGACCCAUUUAAUGGUUUCUGGGUGAGCGUGGGCUGGUGUUUAAUCCUCUUCAUCCCGACCAUCGUGUUGUGCGUGAAACUGAGCGCGCUGUACCAGAAAUCGGAUCCCUAUCCUGGACCUCUAGUCGAAGCUGAAUAUUUGUAUGACGCGUACGCAGACAGGGAUAACAUACCCCUUACUCAUGUUCACGACAAGAAAUACGUGUCACAUAGCAGAGACCCUUACGCAAAGUACGAAAGCUACGAUGGUCCCGCGGGUGGAUACAGUGAACGGGAAAAAGGGCCGGGAGCGCACCAGAGCACGUCCCACUCCCAUCACUAUUCCAGAUACUCUGACGUGGCGCCGAAUUCCACCCCCACGUGGCGAAGCCACGAACAUACCGCCCCUUCCAAAACUGAACCUCACAAUAAAGUCUUUAGCAUAUCGGUAGAAACGCAAAAUUGUGACUUCCCUAAUGGUGGUCCUCCUGGAUACCAGCCAGCUGCAGCGGCUCCACCUCCGCUAAGCACGGAAUACGAGCGACCACCUCCCUAUUAUUAUUAUCCUGGGCCAGGGGACACAAAUUAGGAAACAAGUGCCGUGGCAUGCACAAAGGUAGCGCUGAGUAGCGUGGCUACACACAGUCUCACCCGCAGUUACAAAAGGACGCUCAGAAGGAAAGAGAAAUCCGGAUGCAAGCGAGACUACGUUUAAUUGUAGCGUUCCUGUUUGAGCGUGCCACGGACCGUGCGAACGGCGAAAUUAAUUAAAGACCAAGUUUGAUACAGACUGAGGUAGGCUAAAUGGAUCCUUCGGCGAGCUGCAAGUAGUGUGAUCAAUGUGUGCGAUUCGUUUCGUUUAGUAUUAUUUCUAGACAUCGUGCUUAUCGCGAGAGCAAUGUUGCGUUGUGCCGAAUACCGUUUUCCCUUUUCUUUUUCUUCGCGAUGAUUUUCUUUCAUUUUCAACAGCGCUUCAACAUUUAUCGUUACCUUUUCUGUCUGUACUAUUUGUCCGUUUCCCUCCUUUUGUAAAUUACGAGACGAUCUGUAAUGAUGCGAUGAUUUACAUCGUUUGUGCUAUGUUAAUCGUUGGACAAUCGACUUUUAAUACGACUGAUAUCGUUUACCACCGUUUACUUCGACGUUCAAUAUUUCUUCCAUCAAAUGCCAUCGUGACCAAGGUCUCCUCUAUCAUCAUCCAUCGACUCGUCUUCGAGAUUUGCGGUUGUUACUCCGAACUUUGAAUCCUGAUUCUCGAAGACGCGUCGAUUAUCUUCUCAUUGUUGCUCGAGAGGCAUUUCGAAGCUUUGCAAGGAAAUUUUUCUGUGAAACCCUUAGUUUUCCUCUGGCAUUUAGUUCCUAAUACACAACACACAGGAUUGAAAUCAUCGUCUGCAUUAACCAGUAUUAAUGAAAGUUCAUUAUCGUGCCUCCCUUGUUGACCCACUGCCGUACGCUUCUCUUUCACCGAACACACAGCGAUCUGCCUCUGUUCGGGAAGUAGCGAACGUGUAUAUAACAUUCAGCCGCUUGUGUCUUAUGAAUUUUCAUCGUCUUUUACGUGAAUUGCCUACCAAGGAACAACAACUAAGUACACAGAAUGACUAUGAUGACAAUGGCUCCGCGCCAACACGUCGGCGAGCCGUCGUUAAAAAGGAACACGUGCGAUCGAUUCGAACACGUAUCAGCGUUUCUGCGUUUGCUGUAUAGAAGUUAGGGAAAUUUCCUCGAUCCUUCGCAUAGGAACCAAUCGAUCACACUUCGAAUUUACUUGUUAUCGUAUCGAGCACGAGAUUUCUCUUCGAUGCGACUUUGAAUCUAUGUACUCGCGAAAUAUUAUAUUCAUUUCACCACCGAACUAUGUUCGAUCGUGCACAUCGAGGGAGUUAGCAUCGAAUACCACGGUGGAAACAUCGAGGUCCGUUCACGAAAUUAGGUUCACUUGGAACGAGACUGCCAUUCUGAACGACAUUGCGCAAGUGAUGAAGCACCGGGUUUUCGAAUCACGUCGAUCGCACAGUUUCCAUGAAUUAUUCGCGAAGAUCCUCGGUGCGAGGUUGAUACCUGACCAACGAUUUUUCGCGAUCUCGAGCACUCAACAACGCCAUAUUUAAAUGCCAAACGACAUUCUUUAACGUGGACCGUGGAGUUCGGACGUGCACGGUGCUGGUUGGAACUCGACGGUCCAUUUGUCCUCGAUCUUGCUGGAUCGUUCGUAGAUAUAAGAAAAUCCAGAGACCAGCUUCCGUCACGCCACGUACCGGAAACCAUCGGCUUCCUCUCGGUGACGGAAGUUCGUUUCGCCGCAAGAUCGUCGCUACAAAAUAUUCUAUGUACAUGGUUCUUUAAGUAGACGUUUUUUCUUACUAUUAACUUUACCCUGUAAUUUACCGAUCUAAGCUCCUAGAGGGAUAUUUCCGAGUCGCAUAGAAGUUGUACGUUUAUGCUGUGUCUACGCGACGCGCGAAUAUCUCGGUGAACAGAUGCAACAUCCGUACAGUAUUUCGAUGUAAAGAGCGAAUGUUUUAAGAACGGCGAGGAGGUGCGUUUCGCGCAGGCUUAUUCUUUGUAUGUUACAGACUGCUUAGGAAACGUUGCAACCUCCCGUCAUUUGAAAGUCUUUUGGAAGCUGUAAUGCGAUUAGGGAACUGACUCCUUGCAGUCCGGUGACUACGUUUCAUCUAGGAAUAUAAGGCAAGCGGGAAAUAUGUCGAACAUCUAGUUUUUAAACCGAAAAUUAAUGUACAAGCUCAGUCUACAGACGACUGCAACGGGUUAAGGGGAUGUUAAGCGUUCCGAAUUUUCAAUUUAGAUACCUUUUAGGAAUUGAAGUACCGAUUGGUACAAGUUCACGGGAGGUAGGGCACGGAUCUGAAUUGGACUUGUACCAGUCGACGUCCGUAUCUCGUUCGUAGAUCGAAGUUCGAUGGUGUUUCGAAGUGCUUCUCAUCGGACUCCAGUGAUCCAAUAAGUUGCUGUACAGCGAGGAAGCAUCGGGAUGUUGCAUUAUCCGUAGAGAACCUGUUUCACAUAAUCGUUGCCAUUGCGAGCAGCGAAUUUUAACGUUAACAUUGUACGGUAGAUUACGCCGCCCAUGCAACGGUCACUGAUCGAUCGUUCGCAGACUGCCAAAAAA
This is a messenger RNA of Eufriesea mexicana, 5658 nucleotides long. RefSeq names its product prominin-like protein. The record is from RefSeq and is a predicted model, not a curated record. NCBI's taxonomy places the organism in Eukaryota, Metazoa, Arthropoda, Insecta, Hymenoptera, Apidae. Gene Ontology annotation, cellular component: membrane. The transcript is spliced from 16 exons. The coding region runs from base 1 to 3111 and encodes 1036 amino acids.